AUGCCAAACAUCUACCAAGCUUACAUGAACCCAAGUUAUGUGGUUUACGGGGCUUGCACGAGGGGUUGUGAUGUGGAUGGUUAUAAAGUUCCACAAGGCCCACAGAAGCUCUUAGAUAAUGGAGACUUUGGGGCUACUUGGGAGCAUAGCCCCAAAGUCAAAGCCCAUUACUUAAAGUUCUCCAAUGUGAGUGUACAAAUGAGAUAUUCUUCAAUCACUCCCUAUUAUCCACUGGCAACAAGCCAAUUCUGA
This is a messenger RNA of Prunus armeniaca (apricot), 252 nucleotides long. The record is from the annotation of a GenBank genome assembly. NCBI's taxonomy places the organism in Eukaryota, Viridiplantae, Streptophyta, Magnoliopsida, Rosales, Rosaceae.